Molecule: messenger RNA, 5405 nt
Organism: Oryctolagus cuniculus (rabbit)
Lineage: Eukaryota; Metazoa; Chordata; Mammalia; Lagomorpha; Leporidae
Source: RefSeq, a predicted model, not a curated record
AAAAAAAAAAGAGGGAGAGAGAGAGAAAGCACAGCCUUCCUGCCCUCUUCAGCUAGGUACAUUUUUCCACCCAUGCUCAAUUCCGCCAUGCAACACACUGCACAAUCCAAUAAAAUGGCAGUGGUGCAGUUCCACAGCCCCAAAGUAAGGAUCCCCAUGAUCCCCACAUGGGGCCAAGACCUAUGUACAUUGUUCACAAGGCUUUUGCUUUCUCUGUGCUAUAGUGUGAAAGCACUCACAGAACUCAGUAGCCAAAAUAAUUAAUCAUUCAUCUGAGAAAUUGGCAAAGGACCUGAGUAGACAUUACUCCAUGAAAGGAAUAUGCAUUGCUACCAGGUUUAUGACAAGUUGCCCAUUAUCAGUACUCAUCAGGGAAACACCAUUCCAAACCACAGAGGGAUAUCCCCUCAGAACCAUAGGGUCAGCUGCUUUCACAAAGACAAGAGAGAAUAAAUGUGGGCAAGGGUGUACCAAAAAGGAAACACUUUUACAUUUGUGUGAGAAUGUUGAGUGGUAUGGCCAUUAUAGAAAACAUUAUUGAAGUAUUUUUGAAAUGUUAAACUAGAACUGUCAAAUGACCCAUUCAUCCUCCUUAUUGGUAUAUGUGCAAAAAAAGAAGAAACAAAAAACCAUAUCAGAUAUAUACCUGCAAUCCCUAGUCGAUGCCUUAUUCACAGAGGCCAAGAUGCAAACUGCCUAAAUGUCCAUCAACAGAAGGUUGGUUAAGCAAUCUUGCUGUCCAUAUAUAUGGCUUGAAAAGUAUAUUUUAAUAAAAGGAUACUACAGAAUUUCCAUGACACUUUGGAAUCACUUGAAGAUUUUGAAUCAUUCUUAACAUGUCUGUGUAUAGAUAUUUAUAUACAUAUAAUGUGUAACAAUACAUUAUACAUGAUAGAUGUAUGAUGAUGCUUAAAUAUAUAUUUAUAUGAUGGAAUGCUGUUCAACUCAAAGAUAAAGGAACUCCUGUCAUUUGUGAGAAACUGGAUGAAAUUGGAGGACAUUAUGGUGAGUGAAAUAAAUGAGAUAUAGAAAUAAUAACACUGCAUGAAGUCUGUUAUGUGUGGAGUCUGAAAGAAAAAAUGGAAAAUUGUUGAAUAUGUCAAAACAGAGAAUAUAAGAGAAGUCUUCAAGGUGGUGCAGUCUGGUGGGAAGAAUAGAGAAAUGUUGACCCAAGAGUACAAAGUGGUAGUUAUAGAGAAGAACUAAAUCUAGGGUUCUGAAGUUAAGCAUGAGAAUCUGAGUUAUUAGUGGAGCAUGCUAUUCUCCAUUAGAAUGAGAAAGUCUGAGAAUUUUCUAACAGUAGAUUUUGUGGGUUCUUACCAUGUGCAGGCACAUAAAGGUUAACUGUGAGAUGAUGAAUAUUUUAUUUACUAGUCUAGAGGAAUCAUUACACUAUGGAUAUGUACAUUACAAUAUCAUUUUUGAAUAUUUUAAUAAUUAUUUUAAAAGAUGUAUUAUUCUAUUUGAAAAGCAGAGUUACAGACAGAGAGGAACACACACACACUGAGAGGGAGAGACCUUGCAUCUUCUGUUUCACUCCCCAAGUGCCUACAACAACCAGGGCUGAGCCAGGCCAAAGCCAGGAGCCCAAAAUGCCAUCUGGGUAUCUCACAAGAGCUCAAGGGCCAAGGACAUAAGCCAUGUUCCACUGCUUUCCCUGGCACCUCAACAGGGAGCUGGAUCAGCUGAAAGUGGAGCCGCUGGGACUCCACCAGCACUCAUAGAGGAGACCAGUGUCUCAAGUGGUGGCUUACCCCACUAUGCCACAGUGGAGACUCCUACAUCUAUUUAGACAUCAGAAUUUAAAAUUUCAAAAAAAAAAAAAAAAACAGUUUUGAUCAUCCACUCAAAUGGAAACCUUAAAAUGUGCAGCUUUUGGGACUGGCAUUUCAUUCAGCAGUUAAGUGGCUUUUGCAAUGCUCACAUAUAGGCCCUACAUAUAGGAUGCCUGUGGGUGAAACUGAAAGUGGAAAGAAGUGGUUACUAAAGGAGGAUGCACAUUCCCUGAAGGGAGGAGAGAACUUCCUCUUUGCUUAUGGCCUUGUCGAGCUAGGUGGAUCCAGAAGGCUUCUGUAGCUGAGGCAGCUCAUGUCAAGCGCCCUGGGUGAGCACUGAGGUCAGACAUAAGAGUGUGAUUUGUUAAAGACACAGUGAGAGCCACUGUGCACUGCCCUCUGUCCUCAAAGCUAUAUCAAGGGACUUCAUAGUAGAACUGUUCUCCAGAAUCACUUCCUUUUAGUGCAUUAAAUGGAGGAUAUUCUUAUGUCUCAUAGGUUAUAGUUCUGUCUAAGAGCUCACAGCAGAUGUAUCAUCCGUGGGUUCUUCUUUGAAGACAAUUAAGUUUCUAAAAGGAAAGAAGGGAGAAGAGGAAGGGAAUAGCAGAAGGGGGCAAAAAGUGAAAUCCCCUUUGAGAAGCAGUAACCUUGGACAGCCCUUUGCUAGGCUGCUGAGUAACAGUUCUCUUAGUUUUCUUGUUCCAUUCUGUCUUUUUUUCUUUCUCAGACUAAACAGGAGAGUUGGAGGAGGAAGAGGGGGAGAAUAGGUGGGAGGGCAGGUAGGUGGGAAGAAGGACUAUGUUCUUAACAUUGCAUUUAUGCCAUAGAUACAACAUUAAAUAAGAAGUUAAUUUAAAAAACCACUUCAAAUAUGUAACACCCAUAUUCCUCAAAAUAAGUUUGCCAUCAUUAUAAAAUUAGUUGCAGUAAUUAUAUAUAAAUAUAUUAUUAAAAGCAUUAGGUUCUUCCCAUACAUUUGCAGAACAAAUUGGAGUUCUGCACACCAAGUGUCACCCUGGCCAAGCCUGACUGUUGCAUGCUUUUGGGGAGUGAAAUAGUAAUGUAACACAUAGUUUUGGUUGUGUUUCUCUGUGUGUAUGUCUCUACAUCUUCAUCUUUACAUCUCAAAUAAGUAUAAUUAAACAAAGAACAUUUUCAUUUCCAUAUGUUCAAAUAUGUUCAAAUUAAUAUGUUCAAAUUUUCUGUUCAAAGUCAUUGAUAAGAAGAUGAAUAUACAGGCCAACAUAGGGAGAAACUUUUUGAAAUUGCAUACCUAAUAUAACAGUUCUAUCCAGAAAACUAAAAGAACUCUCAAAAUUCCUUUCUAAGAUAAUAAAAUGACCCAUUUAUCAGGGAAGCUUAAAAUUCAGCAUUUCAAACAGGUAGAAAAGCCUUGAGAUCUCUUUAAACAGCAGGUGGGGUGACUUCCUAACAGCCCUGAGAAAGGAAGGCUUGUUGGGACACAUUUUCUGCCUUGGUAUUUUCAUACACAUACAUGACUAUAUGAGCGAUACAUGCUUAGGUGAUUUGGGGACACGGUCUGUAGUAUCAGUGCAGGAUCUAUAACUAUGAGACUGGCAGAUGGGUAGGUUGUCCCCACCAGUGGGGGUCUUGUGCCUCAACCUAGCUUAGGCCCCUGGAAGGCAGAGUUCCAAAGAUUCCAUGACACGCUCCACCUUCUAAUUCUGUGAUGGCAACGGCAGACCGUUAGCUGCCACACAACAGCCAGUCCUAGCAGAGACUGAGCUACAGGCAGUGCCUUGAAUCUAGGCUUUGGCAGUUUUAUCCUUGUUUGUCCAGUGAAGAACUUCCCAGUGUUGUCGGGCAGUGGAUCAGGUGUUUCACAUCAUCCCUGUUGUCCUGCUGUGACACACCAUCAGCAUGGCAGGAUCCCACAGCCCUGCCUCAGAUCCCGAGGCAGAACUGAAUGACCUCGAAUGCCAGCAAUUGAGAUCCCAGCUGGCAAAGAGCCAACAGGACUGCUGGGAGCUCCAGGAGAAGUUUCUCAUAGCUGAGGCUACAAACUUUGCCCUGGCCAUGGAGCUGAAAAAAUACAAUUGUGAGAAGUUUAAAAACAUCAUUGAGUCCAUACUGACCAAGAAGCUCCACUUGGAGGAGCCGCUGGCAGAGAAGCCCACGGUCCCAGAGCUGCUCAGGCAUUGCCGUGGCAUCCUUGAAGAUCAGGACCAAGAACUUUCCCAGUUACGUCCAAAGGUCCAAAGGGGGAGAAAUCUAGCCCACAUCCUGCAGCAGUACCUGAAGGACGUGCUCACCGUGCAUGACCCUGAGACCUGUACGGGGCAGGGCUUCCGACGACUGCUCACUGAGGCUGUCCGGCUGUCAGCGUGCCUUGAGGACCUGCUAGGAGCAGAAAAUAUUGAAGAGGAGGAAACACCAGCACAAGGACCUGUUGCUGACAGGGAGCUCUUGGAAGUGGAUGAAAUGGAAACCCCACAAAAUUCACAGCAGGAAACAUCUAUCACUGGUGCUGUUGACCACCUGCUGAGUGACUCCUGCCUGCCUGAGGGCACUGUGCAAAUGUCUCCUGAUGCUGAGGACACCCACAGUGUGCUAGGUGUAGAUGGGGAACACGCUUGUUCACAAAAGAAAGAAGAACCUGUCACCGUUCUCCCAGAAAAUCAAUAUCACGAAGUGGAGGUACAAGAGCAAGUUGUCACAUACACUUCCAGCAGGGAGCUCCCAGAGGAGCAAGAGCGGGAAGACCCAGAGGACUCACUGGACGAGUGCUACCUCACUCCCUCGAUUUUUCCGGUCGUUUCUGAGCUUGACCAUUCCACGUGGAGCAGCUGGUGCUCCCUGGAGCAGCAGGACAUGCUCUCUGCUCCAGAUGCAAAUGAAAAGGAACAUGACAAUGAUGAAAUGCAAGAGGAAGCACAAGCCCUGUCACACACCAGGGAGAUUCCAGAGAUUGAAGAUCAAGAUGUCUCACAAGACUCUCACGAAAAUCAAUAUCACGAAGUGGAGGUACCAGAGAAAACUGUCACAUACACUUCCAGUCUCAUCAGGGAGAUUCCAGAGAUUGAAGAUCAAGAUGUCUCACAAGACUCUCACGGUACGCGUUUGACUCCUGCACUUCUUCCGGAAGCUUCUGACUGGUCCCAUUCUAGGAGCACCUGGUCCUCACUGGAGAAACAGCCUGUCUGCUCUGCUCUUGUUGUAGACAAAAAUCAAUAUCACGAAGUGGAGGUACCAGAGAAAACUGUCACAUACACUUCCAGUCUCAUCAGGGAGAUUCCAGAGAUUGAAGAUCAAGAUGUCUCAGAAGACUCUCACAGUACGUGUUUGUCUCCUGCACUUCUUCCGGAAGCUUCUGACUGGUCCCAUUCUAGGAGCACCUGGUCCUCACUGGAGAAGCAGCCUGUCUGCUCUGCUCUUGUUGUAGACAAAAAUCAAUAUCACGAAGUGGAGGUACCAGAGAAAACUGUCACAUACACUUCCAGUCUCAUCAGGGAGAUUCCAGAGAUUGAAGAUCAAGAUGUCUCAGAAGACUCUCACGAACUGAGUUUUGUUGAUGCCCCUGAGAGGAAGACCCGUUCCCAGCUGGAGGGAGGGUCCUCACAAAGAUCCCAUCACCAGCAAGAGUGAGAGUCAUAGCAUCAGCCCCAGUGA